This is a messenger RNA of Dromaius novaehollandiae (emu), 12579 nucleotides long. It is a transcript of the gene ANK2, whose product is annotated as ankyrin 2. Bases 697 to 12450 code for a protein of 3917 amino acids. NCBI's taxonomy places the organism in Eukaryota, Metazoa, Chordata, Aves, Casuariiformes, Dromaiidae. Gene Ontology annotation, biological process: signal transduction. The transcript has 49 exons. The record is from RefSeq and is a predicted model, not a curated record. Gene Ontology annotation, molecular function: protein binding.
CGCUGAAGCCAGCAGCUCCUGCGCCCGUUCCGCUGCCAGCCGAGCUGACCAUACGGGAAGGCGGAGAGGAAGAAAGAGCAGGGAAGCAUAUGCGGGGCUGUAGCACAGACAGCCGCAGCAGCAGCAAGUCAGUAAGUCAGACUGCACCAUUUUCUUCUCACCCUGCAUAAAGGCGAUGUGAGGAGCUGAAAGGAGCUGCCCCCUCCCCCAGCUGGGGGUUAUGCUGAAGUGGAUCCUUCCUUCUAGUCAGAGGACGCAGCCUGUCUGGAGGAGUCCCAGAAGACCUUUCCAAUUUGGUGAUGUGUGUUUAAAGGCCGUUUUCCUUUAUUUCUUUCUUUUUUUUCCUAAGCCUGAAGCUUGUCUUUGCUUGCAGUCACAGCCAAGCUGAAGAGGUUUCAGCCUGCUACCAGAUAUUUGCUAGCUGCUCUUGGAUUGUGAGUGUGUGUCUGCGAGCACUUUCCCACGUUGCAUGCGUGGACGUUGCUCUGAUUUGGAGCAUGCUGAAGUUGUGCUGAAUUAUGGGUGCUGCAGAGGCUGGAGCCGAGCCGUGACCUUCUCUGGGCAUCAGAGGAGCCGGGGUGGAUUGCCCAGCAAAGUUCUGGCUGGUGGCCAGCACCCUUGCAGAAAAAAUAAACCACUUGGAUAUCCGAGUGUGGUGGAAACGGCUUCCUUGGAGCUGGUGUUUCCUUCUCCAACAUGGCUCAUGCAGCCGCUUCCAUUAAAAAAGUUCGAGAGUCUGAACUUGAAGAGAGGGAGAGAAACCUUGAGAAGGAGAGGAAAAAGCAGCGGAAAAUCUCUAGGGCAGAUCGGAAACGCAAGUCUGACAGCAAUGCAAGCUUUCUCCGAGCUGCAAGAGCUGGCAAUCUGGACAAAGUAGUGGAAUACCUGAAAAGUGGAAUAGACAUUAACACAUGUAAUCAGAAUGGACUCAAUGCUCUGCACCUGGCUGCUAAAGAAGGGCACGUGGGACUGGUACAAGAAUUACUGGAAAGAGGGUCAGCUGUGGAUUCUGCCACUAAGAAAGGGAAUACAGCCCUGCACAUUGCAUCCUUAGCAGGACAGGCCGAAGUUGUCAAAGUUCUGGUUAAGGAAGGAGCCAAUAUCAAUGCACAGUCUCAGAAUGGCUUCACUCCUUUAUAUAUGGCAGCUCAAGAGAAUCAUAUUGAAGUGGUGAAAUAUCUCCUGGAAAAUGGAGCUAACCAAAGCACAGCUACUGAGGAUGGCUUCACUCCAUUAGCUGUUGCACUGCAGCAAGGGCACAAUCAGGCAGUGGCCAUCCUCCUGGAAAAUGACACCAAGGGCAAAGUGAGAUUACCAGCUCUGCAUAUUGCCGCUAGAAAAGAUGAUACCAAAUCAGCAGCGCUCUUGCUUCAGAAUGACCAUAAUGCCGAUGUGCAGUCCAAGAUGAUGGUGAAUAGGACGACUGAGAGCGGCUUUACACCUUUGCACAUAGCUGCACACUAUGGAAAUGUCAAUGUGGCAACACUUCUGCUAAACCGAGGAGCUGCAGUUGAUUUCACAGCCAGGAAUGGAAUCACCCCACUGCAUGUGGCUUCCAAAAGGGGAAACACAAACAUGGUGAAGCUCUUGUUGGAUCGCGGAGGGCAGAUCGAUGCCAAAACCAGGGAUGGACUCACCCCACUUCACUGUGCUGCGAGAAGUGGACAUGACCAAGUUGUGGAGCUGCUUCUGGAACGAGGUGCCCCACUGCUUGCGAGGACCAAGAAUGGACUCUCUCCGCUUCACAUGGCGGCCCAGGGUGACCAUGUGGAAUGUGUCAAACAUCUACUGCAGCACAAAGCUCCUGUUGAUGACGUCACGCUAGAUUACCUGACUGCCCUCCAUGUGGCCGCACACUGCGGCCACUAUCGUGUCACCAAACUCCUUCUGGACAAGAGAGCAAAUCCCAAUGCUCGUGCCCUGAAUGGUUUUACUCCACUGCACAUUGCCUGCAAGAAAAAUCGCAUCAAAGUCAUGGAACUCCUGGUGAAAUAUGGGGCUUCAAUCCAGGCUAUAACAGAGUCGGGCCUCACACCAAUACAUGUGGCUGCAUUUAUGGGCCACUUGAACAUAGUCCUCCUUCUGCUGCAGAACGGAGCCUCUCCCGAUGUCACUAACAUUCGCGGAGAGACUGCACUACACAUGGCAGCGCGUGCUGGGCAGGUGGAAGUAGUUCGCUGUCUCCUGAGAAACGGGGCCCUGGUUGAUGCCCGAGCCAGGGAAGAACAGACUCCACUGCACAUUGCCUCUCGCUUGGGUAAAACAGAGAUCGUCCAACUUCUGCUACAGCACAUGGCCCACCCUGAUGCUGCAACAACUAACGGAUACACUCCACUGCACAUUUCUGCCAGAGAGGGACAAGUUGAUGUUGCAUCAGUUCUUUUAGAGGCAGGUGCCUCACACUCCAUGUCCACCAAAAAGGGAUUCACGCCUUUGCAUGUGGCAGCCAAAUAUGGAAGCCUGGAAGUGGCGAAGCUGCUUUUGCAACGCCGUGCCUCUCCCGAUGCAGCUGGCAAGAACGGCCUCGCCCCGCUCCACGUCGCGGCGCACUACGACAACCAGAAGGUGGCGCUGCUGCUGCUCGAGAGGGGCGCCUCCCCGCACGUCACCGCCAAGAAUGGAUACACCCCUCUGCAUAUUGCUGCCAAGAAGAAUCAGAUGCAGAUAGCUACCACUCUAUUGAACUAUGGAGCUGAGACCAACAUUUUGACCAAACAGGGAGUGACCCCGCUUCAUUUGGCCUCCCAAGAAGGUCACACUGACAUGGUGACCUUGCUUUUGGAGAAAGGAUCUAAUAUCCAUGUGGCAACAAAGACUGGACUGACAUCUUUACACCUCGCAGCUCAAGAGGAUAAGGUGAAUGUAGCUGAAAUACUGACAAAACAUGGUGCAAACCAAGAUGCUCAGACAAAGCUGGGUUAUACACCUUUAAUUGUGGCAUGUCACUAUGGAAACAUCAAAAUGGUGAAUUUCCUUCUCAAGCAGGGAGCGAACGUUAAUGCUAAAACGAAGAAUGGAUACACCCCUCUCCACCAAGCUGCUCAACAAGGCCACACUCACAUCAUCAACGUUCUUCUCCAGCAUGGGGCCAAGCCCAAUGCCAUCACCACUAAUGGUAACACUGCCUUAGCUAUCGCAAGGCGUCUGGGAUACAUCUCAGUGGUCGAUACGCUGAAGGUUGUAACGGAGGAGAUUACUACCACCACAACUACUGUAACAGAGAAGCACAAGCUAAAUGUGCCUGAAACAAUGACUGAGGUCCUGGAUGUUUCAGAUGAGGAAGGUGAUGACACAAUGACAGGAGAUGGAGGAGAGUACCUUAGGCCAGAAGACCUCAAAGAACUAGGAGAUGACUCUUUACCAAGCAGCCAGUUCCUAGAUGGUAUGAACUACCUGAGGUACAGCUUGGAAGGAGGACGAUCUGACAGCCUGCGAUCCUUCAGUUCAGACAGGUCCCACACACUGAGCCAUGCCUCCUACCUGAGGGACAGUGCCAUGAUUGAUGAUACAGUGGUAAUCCCCAGCCAGCAGGUAGCAACUCUGGCCAAAGAAGCUGAAAGGAAUUCAUAUCGGUUAAGCUGGGGCCCUGAAAACUUGGACAACGUGGCUCUCUCUUCCAGCCCUAUUCAUUCAGGCUGCCUGUCUGCAAAAAAGGAGACUGGAUCCAUGCUAACAAGCUUCCUAGUUAGUUUCAUGGUGGAUGCUCGUGGGGGUGCCAUGAGAGGAUGCAGACACAAUGGACUGCGAAUCAUUAUUCCUCCGCGGAAAUGCACUGCUCCAACGCGAGUGACUUGCCGGUUGGUCAAACGCCACCGACUGGCCACGAUGCCUCCCAUGGUGGAAGGAGAAGGUCUGGCCAGUCGCCUCAUCGAAGUUGGACCUUCUGGUGCUCAGUUUCUUGGUAAACUUCAUCUGCCUACGGCUCCUCCCCCACUUAAUGAGGGAGAAAGCUUGGUCAGCCGAAUCCUUCAGCUGGGGCCUCCUGGGACCAAAUUUCUUGGGCCUGUGAUUGUGGAGAUUCCCCAUUUUGCUGCUCUGCGUGGGAAAGAGAGAGAGCUGGUGAUCCUGCGCAGUGAGAAUGGGGACAGCUGGAAGGAGCAUUUCUGUGAAUACACUGAGGAUGAACUGAAUGAAAUUUUGAAUGGGAUGGAUGAAGUACUUGACACUCCAGAGGAGCUUGAGAAGAAGCGUAUCUGCCGCAUUAUCACACGGGAUUUCCCGCAGUACUUUGCAGUGGUGUCUCGGAUCAAACAGGACAGCAACCUUAUUGGACCUGAGGGAGGUGUGCUGAGCAGCACUGUUGUACCACAAGUGCAGGCAGUCUUCCCAGAAGGGGCUCUAACUAAGCGAAUUCGUGUUGGCCUCCAGGCCCAACCUAUGCAUACUGAACUUAUAAAGAAGAUUUUAGGCAACAAGGCUACCUUCAGUCCUAUAGUCACGCUGGAGCCCAGGAGAAGGAAGUUCCAUAAACCAAUCACGAUGACGAUUCCCAUCCCCAAAGCCUCCAGUGAUGGGAUCAUGAAUGGUUACGGAGGCGACACACCUACUUUAAGGUUACUGUGCAGCAUAACAGGAGGAACCACCCCUGCCCAGUGGGAAGACAUCACAGGAACAACUCCACUGACAUUUGUCAAUGAAUGUGUUUCCUUCACAACAAAUGUGUCUGCCAGAUUUUGGCUGAUAGACUGUCGGCAAACACAAGAAUCUGUUACUUUUGCUUCCCAAGUGUACAGAGAGAUUAUCUGUGUCCCUUACAUGGCCAAAUUUGUGGUGUUUGCCAAAUCACAUGAUCCCAUUGAAGCACGGUUAAGAUGCUUUUGCAUGACAGAUGACAAGGUGGAUAAAACUCUAGAACAACAAGAAAACUUUGCUGAAGUUGCCAGAAGCAGGGAUGUAGAGGUAUUAGAGGGAAAACCCAUCUAUGUUGAUUGUUUUGGCAAUUUGGUGCCACUAACAAAGAGUGGACAACAUCAUAUAUUCAGUUUUUUUGCCUUCAAAGAAAACAGACUUCCUCUGUUUGUUAAGGUACGAGAUACCACUCAAGAACCCUGUGGAAGAUUAUCAUUCAUGAAGGAGCCAAAAUCUACAAGAGGCCUCGUUCAUCAAGCCAUAUGUAAUUUAAACAUCACUUUACCUGUUUACACAAAGGAAUCAGAAUCAGAUCAAGAACAGGAAGAAGAGGUUGAUAUGACUUCAGAAAAAAAUGACGAGACUGAAUCUACAGAAACAUCUAUCCUGAAAAGCCAUCUGGUUAAUGAAGUCCCUGUACUAGCCAGUCCAGACCUGUUGUCUGAAGUUUCUGAGAUGAAACAAGAUUUGAUCAAAAUGAGUGCCAUCCUGACAACUGACCCUUCUGAUAAAUCAGGCUCCAUUAAGGUGAAAGAUCUUGGAAAACCCACUGAGGAAGAGCCAGGAGAACCUUUUGAAAUAGUUGAAAGAGUGAAAGAAGACUUAGAAAAAGUAAAUGAAAUUCUGAGAGGUGGAUCCUAUACCAGAGAAGAACAUGUUUUGCAGAAGUCCCUUUCCAGACAAGAAUUUGUAGAAGAAGAAUGGGUCAUUCUCAGUGAUGAUGAAAUUGAAGAGGCCAGAAGAAAUGCUCCUUUAGAAGUCAUUGAACCUACCAGCAUAGAAGUCAGGACAGACAAAGGGACAACAGAAAUGAAGCCAGACAUGACAGGAAUGGUAGAUUACCUUACAGAGGAUUUAAAAAUGUACGUUUCUCUUCAUGAGGUGCAGCCACCAGCCUUACAAGAAGACUUAGUAGAAGAGAGAUUUGAAGCUGUAGUAAUAAGCAGGGAUUCUGAAAAAGAAGGACAAGAAUCUCCAAAAACUGAAACACUAAGUCCACAGGAGCAACAGAAGCCAGCCUUAGAAAUUAAAAAACCAGCUAGGAGGAAAUUAAGAGACAAGCAAAAGCAAAAGGAAGGCAAGGUGCACAGCAGUGAAGAACAACCAGGACUAACAAAGUUCAGUUCAGAUGAGUCACUCGAUGAGGAACCUGGCUUAACACCAACAGCUGCUCCUGAGGCUAGUGCUGUAUCCCCGGUCAUAGAGGAAACUCCUAUUGGCUCAAUAAAAGAUAAAGUUAAGGCCCUUCAGAAAAGAGUGGAAGAUGAACAAAAAAUACGUUCAAAACUACCUGUGAGAAUUCAGACAAGAGAAGGCACUGCUGAAAAGGCUUCUAGAAGACCAGGGCAAGUUAAAAAGCCAGUAGUGCACAAAGCACAGCCACCUGUUUCACCUUCUUCUAAGACAGAAAGACUUGAAGAGACCAUGUCAGUUCGUGAACUGAUGAAAGCCUUCCAAUCAGGUCAAGAUCCGUCCAAGAAUAUAUCCGGACUGUUCGAGCACAAAUCUGUCAAACAAAAGCAACAGCUCCCUGAGAAGGAACCAACACGGAGAAAAACAAUUUCUUCACAAAGUGAAACGAGGCGAGUAUUAAGCCACAAGACAGACAAACAGAAAGAGAAACAAAGCGGGAUACUAAAAGCAGAGAAAGAGCCACAAUCAAAAAAAGGAAGAAUGCAAACUUCUACUGCUAACAUUGACAAGCAAGCUGUAGGUAAAGAGCGGGUAAAAGAGCAGAGCUGUAAAACAACUGAACCUGUCUCUCCAGUAUUUGAUGAUGAAAGUUGCAAAGAUACAGCACUUGUGAAGGGAAGAGUUUCUGAUGACCAGGGAGAUACUGACUUCCAGAUCAGCCCUGACAGAAAAACCUCAACAGACUUUUCUGAUGUCAUUAAAGAAGAGCUUGAGGAUAAUGACAAAUAUCAACAGUUCCGACACCUUUCAAUCACAGAGGAGGGCGAGCUUCACUUAGAGCAAGUACUGACCAGUCCAUUCAGUGUUGCUUUCCCAACAGAGUAUGUGAAAGAUGGAUUCCUUCCUGCUCUUUCUCUGCAAAGUGCUGCUUUUGAUGGGAGCUCAGAGAGCCUUAAACAUGAAGGUGUUGCAGAUUCUCCGGGUAGCCUGCUUGAUGGAACCCCUCAGAUCAGCUCUGAGGAAAGUUAUAAGCAUGAGGGUCUGGCAGAGACUCCAGAAACGAGCCCUGAAAGCCUUUCCUUCUCACCAAAGAAAACUGAUGGGCAAAUUGAAGAAUCUAAAGGAGCAGCUAGAGCACACACAACAGCAGAAACAAGUUCUCUGAAGGAGCUCUCUCCAAAGGAAGAUGAAAAAGGUAUUACUGAAAAACAGCUAGUUGCUGUUACUGAGACUAGUAAGUCUCAUUCUGACCAUGUAUCAGAAGAGCUUGUACCUACAGCCUCUGGAGAAGAGGCUGAUAAACUUAAAGAAAGUAGCUCAGCUUCCAUUAUGAAAGAUAUUAGCAGGGAUAAAGAAUCCAGAACCACUGCACAUUUAACUAAGUCUUCAGAAACACAUGACACUGCUUUAGAGAAAGAAAAAGAUAUAACCUGUGAACGCCGUGUUGUUGUUAGAAGUCCCCAAAAAUUGGAACUUUCACUUGCUAGCCAUGAUAGUGAAAGCUUUAGCCCAGUUGCAGAUGACUCUUUGGCUGUAAGUCAUAAAGACUCACUGGAAGCAAGCCCAGUGCUAGAAGAUAACUCAUCACACAAAACGCCUGAUUCUUUGGAGCCCAGUCCUAUGAAAGAGUCUCCCUGCCGCGAUUCUCUUGAAAGUAGCCCUGUAGAACAAAAAGCGAAAGCUGGUAUUUUGGGGCAGGGUCCUCUUCAGUCUGUUCUUAGCAAAGCAGAAACCUGCCCAGAGCUGGCAUCGGUUCGUUCCCGGAUUCUCCGUGACCCUGAGGGAAGUGCUGAUGAUGACAGUCUAGAGCAAACAUCCCUCAUGGAGAGUUCAGGGAAAAGUCCUCUUUCACCUGAAACUCCUAGUUCUGAAGAAAUUAGCUAUGAAAUCACACCUAAAACAGCAGAUUCGCAGGCAUUGGCAAACAUACCAAAGUCAGCCAUGAUCCCUGAAGUCAGUGAAGAACCAGAGGAUGAUUCAGAAAGUGAGCCAAAGAAAAGAUUCACCCCAGAAGAGGAGAUGUUUAAAAUGGUGACCAAAAUCAAAACGUUUGAUGAACUAGAACAAGAAGCAAAGCAGAAGAGAGAUUACAAAAAGGAUUGUAAGCAAGAUGAGUCUUCUGUAGGUGCUGAUUCAGAAGCUGCAUGUGAAGUUGAAGAAUCAGAGUCAACAGCUGUAGAAGAAAAAGAAAUACCUACAGUGGUGAUGUCUGCAGCUGAAUCUAGAAAAAGUUCUUCCUCUUCAGCCAGUGAGCCAGAAUUGACUCAGCUAAAAAUAGAAGCUGACUCAGGCCUCUUAAUGGAGCCUGUGAUCCGAGUGCAGCCACCUUCACCAUUACCAUCCAGUAUUGAUUCCAGUUCUAGCCCUGAGGAAGCAGGUUUUCAACCCAUUGAUUCAAAACAAUGUUCUUUGCGGAUAGGUGAGGUUAAAACAGAACAGGAUAAGUCAAUAGAAGAGGACAAAGAGGAACCGCUUCUCCUUGGGGGCAGCUGUAAGGCUUCCACAAGAGAAUCAGGCACUUGUCAUUCUGAUGGCUGUAUAUCAGCAGAAGCUGAUGAAUCAAAAUGUGAUAGUACAGAUGACAGAGAGAGAGUUAGUCUCAAUGCCCCAGUCACACAAUUUGAGGGCACUUUGUGUCAUUCCAUUGGUGACAGUUCUGAAAAAGAAGUUCAUGUUGAGUCUUCACUAACACUACAGCAACAUGAUACUACUGAAAAAGAUGUCAAAACCACUGGAUUGUUAAAACACACAGACCUCACUGAUACAGGGUCUGUGUCAGAGGAAGUAGAUGAUCGUUCUUGUGGACACAGUACCUCUGAGUACUCUGUACCACAAGAUGGCAGACUGACUGAAGAUGGUACCACUGACCAUGCUGCUUUGGGAAGUGAUUUGGGAAAAGCAGAUACAGGUUUUGAAACAUCUCAAAGAGAUACUCAUACUGAGGAACCCUUAAGAGAGUAUUCAUCCCUUGCCACUGAAACAGUGCAACUUGAAAGUUGUGUAGUAGAUGCUGCUGAAAGUAGUGCUUCUCAUUUAGUAAGUCCUUAUGAAAAUGUCUCUUCUGAACAUUUUUUUACUGCUUCUGAAAAUCAGGUAGGGUGUGAUAGAAGUCUGCUAUCCAGGGAAGACUAUUCUACUGAAGGAGGAAAAGAUCACACUGGUGAAGCUUUGCUCAGCAGAGAUGCAGGCAGUGAAAGUCAGUCUUCAGGGGAAGUAUGUAUGGAAAUAGAGGCAAAACAAGAGGAUGUUUUUCAGAAAACGUCACUAGGGUCUUCAGCAUCAGAUUCCACAAAAUUAGCUGAAUCCUCCCAUAAGGAUGUAAGAGCUGAAACAGAGAAAUUGAUCAGUCCAGUUGUCAUCACCAAAACUGAUGUGGAUUCUGACAUGUGGAGUGAAAUACGUGAAGAUGAUGAAGCCUUUGAGGCUCGGGUGAAAGAGGAGGAACAAAAGAUAUUUGGGUUGAUGGUAGACAGGCGAUCGCAAGGCACAACACCUGAUACCACACCGGCCAGAACUCCCACAGAAGAAGGGACACCAAUUAGUGAACAAAAUCCUUUUCUUUUUCAGGAAGGAAAGCUGUUUGAAAUGACUCGAAGUGGAGCCAUUGACAUGACCAAAAGGAACUAUCCAGAUGAAAGCUUUCAAUUCUUCCAUAUGGGGCAACAGCCUCAGGAAGAAGUUCCUUUAUCUGAAGGAAUGAAAGAAGCAGCAGAGGUGGAAUCUUCUAAGCUGGAGAGUUCUCCAGAUCCAUUUUCACCUUCAGAAUUAGAGGACUCAGAUAUACAAGAAAAAGAUGCACUGGAACAUUCACCCCCAGCAUCUGAGUCUAGUGAUAAGUCAGAAGAAAUGACCAGUGUAGGUGUCAGCACAGGCACCACAAAAGCAGAGCUUAAAUCCAGAAUUCCAAUUAAAAUGGGUAUUUCAGCUUCUUCAAAAUCACCAAAGAAAGAGACUGCUGCCUCUGAAGCUGAGCCCCUCUCCAGAAUGGAGACUGAUAAGGUUGAUAGCAGUCAGGUGCCUUGCCCUACCUCUCCUGAGCAAUCUGUAGUAGAAGAUGAGUUAGAUUUCUCCAAAGUCACUAGAUUUGUUUGUUCUGAACAGGAUGAUGAGUCCCCUGACUCUUCUCCAGAGGAACAGAGAUCCGUGAUCGAAAUCCCUACUGCUCUUAUGGAGAGAGUGCCUUCUUGUGAAAGCAAAUCCAAAAUUCCUGUAAGAACAGCUGCUGCUGCAUCACAAUCAUUGCAACAAUUAGAAAAUGAGAGCCUUCCCACAGAUGGCUUCCUAGACAGUCUGCAGUGUGAAGCAAAGGAUGACCAAGCAAAACCAAAGUCUAAAAUUCCUGUCAAAGCAGCUUUCCAAAGAGCUGAACAAUAUACAUACCCAGACGCAUCUGUCCGCAAGCUAGAGUCACCCAAAGCUCUUGACAUGACAAGCAAACUACCUAUGAAACAGGAUACCCGAAGUAAAUCAGAGUCUGAUGCGAGUAUUCCUAUGGACCCAAAGACUAAGCGUUCAAUAAAAGCUAGGAGUUAUGCAGAGGCAGAAGCAGAGACCAGGGAGAGGGAGAGAGAGAUGAAGCUUGAGCUAGACUCAGAUGAGGCAACAACGGCAAGACCCAAGGUGUUUUCAUCACGGUUGCCAGUUAAAAGCAGGAGCACUACAGCUUCCCGCAGUGCUUCUAGUCCCACAAAAGAAAGUAAGGAACAUUUUUUUGACCUUUACAAAAACUCCAUAGAAUUCUUUGAAGAAAUUAGUGAUGAAGCUUCUAAGUUAGUGGAAAGACUCACGCAGUCAGAGAGAGAACAAGAAUUAGUCUCAGAUGAUGAAAGCAGUAGUGCCCUAGAAGUUUCAGUUAUUGAAAAUGUGCCAUCCAGUGAGACUCAGCAGUCAGUUCCUGAAGACAUCUUUGACACCAGACCCAUUUGGGAUGAGUCCGUAGAGACUCAGAUUGAACGUAUCCCUGAUGAAAAUGUCCAUGACCAUGCUGAAGAUCAACAGGAUGAUCAGGAAAGGACAGAGGAAAGACUGGCCCACGUUGCUGAUCAUCUUGGAUUCAGCUGGACAGAGUUAGCAAGAGAGCUGGAUUUCACAGAAGAGCAAAUUCACCAGAUCCGAAUUGAAAAUCCUAAUUCACUUCAAGACCAGAGCCAUGCACUUCUGAAAUACUGGCUUGAAAGGGAUGGGAAACAUGCAACAGAUACAAAUCUUACCCAGUGUCUUACAAAAAUCAACCGAAUGGAUAUCGUUCAUCUAAUGGAGACCAGCGGCAUAGACACCAUGCAGGUCCAUGGCACUCGCACAUAUGAGGAAAUUGAACAGACAAUAGGACUGGACCAUAGUGAAGGGUUUUCUGCAUUGCAAGAAGAACUGUACAGUCCAAGGCAUAAGAAAGAAGAAGAACAUAGACUAUCUAAAGACAGUGACCCAUCUGAACACCCUCCUAUUGUCUCUGAGGAAGAUGUUUCUGUCAGUUAUUCUCCUUUUCAGGACAGUACUCCCAGGAGUGAAGCAGAAGUACCAAUGGCUGAGCUCCUGAGGCAAGCACAUAAGGAGCAAGUACAAACUGAAUUCUCAGGGAAAUCCCAAAACAUAUCAGAAAAGCCAUCUGCUGCUUCACAACAUGAAUAUUGUGUCACAACUCCAGGAACAGAGCAGGCUACAGGACCAGUAACGGGAAAGGCAGCAGGUAGUGCAAGUGAAGAAUCGAAACAUGUCAGCGUGGCAAAGGAAGAGUAUGAAAAACCAUACCCACAGCCCCUGUCAUCUGCUCAGCGAGGCGACUCUCCCAUUGUCCAAGAGCCUGACGAGUCCCAGCUCCACCAGGAUGACCUCUCACCAAGGAGAACUAGUCUAGUCAUAGUGGAGUCAACUGAUGAACAGCCAGAAAAGUCUGGAAGCGGCUAUGAAGAGGAAUCUUUAGAAAAGGAAUUAGCAGAGGAAUUAGGUGAGCUGGAGACCAGCUCAGAUGAGGAAGAGAUGGUAACUACCAGGGUCGUUCGCCGCCGGGUGAUUAUUCAGGCUGAUAGCAUGCCUGAAAUACCACCAGAAUCAGUCACAGAAGAGCAAUAUACAGAUGAAUAUGGCCACAAAGUGGUAAAGAAGGUCACAAGAAAGAUCAUCCGGCGAUAUGUUUCUCCAGAUGGCAUAGAAAAAGAAGAAGUCGUAAUGCAAGGAACACCACAACAGUUGCCUGUUCAAGUUGAAGAAGGAGAUGGCUAUUCCAAAGUUGUAAAACGGGUUGUGCUGAAGAGCGACAGUGAACAGUCUGAGGUGACCUUGUCUGAACCGGCUGUUUUGUCUAGUGCCUCCAAAUUCCAGUCUGAACCAGUAGAAGGCCGCAAGGUCAGCAAAGUCAUAAAGACCACUGUAGUGCAAGGAGAGAGGACGGAGAAACACUUAGGGGAUGCAACCUUAGCUACUGAUCUUCCGUCAGCCAAAGAGGACUUUGAAGAGGACAACACUGAAUAAAGCCAGCACACAGAAGAGGACUGUGAUGAAGGACCGGUAUGGAAAGUAUGUUCACAUAGAAGAGCUGGAAGACACACCAGAAGCACUACCACAGGAUGACCUCCAACAUGACCUCCAGCAGCUUCUUAG